Mauremys mutica (yellowpond turtle) is the source of this 1629-nucleotide messenger RNA. It is a transcript of the gene VGLL3, whose product is annotated as vestigial like family member 3. The transcript is spliced from 4 exons. NCBI's taxonomy places the organism in Eukaryota, Metazoa, Chordata, Testudines, Geoemydidae. The record is from RefSeq and is a predicted model, not a curated record. Gene Ontology annotation, cellular component: nucleus. The coding region runs from base 1 to 1095 and encodes 364 amino acids. Gene Ontology annotation, biological process: regulation of transcription by RNA polymerase II.
AUGAAGAGCACACCUCAACAAGGUAGCAGUUCACAGACAUUGGAAGCUCUUGGUGAAGAAGAUACAUAUCAACAUACUAGAAUUGAGGACAAUUUUCUGGGUGCUCAGGUCUUUUCUUCCUCAUUUGCAAGGCAAGGUAGUCAAACUUAUUACAGACAACAUGACAAAAAUGUACUGUGGGAACAAGCAAAGAAGAGUUCAUUAAAUUCAGCUGUGCAAAGAAUCUGUGGUCCUAAGGGACUGUGUAUCCAUUACAACGUUUACAGAUACAUCCUAACAGAUCAACUCAACAGGAAGAAGUUAGCUGUUUACAACAAGAUGCAAGAGUCCCUGGAGGUGACCCUUCCCAGCAAACAGGAGGAGGAUGAGAAAGACCAGCCCGCUGAGAUGGAAUACCUUAACUCUCGCUGUGUCCUUUUCACUUACUUCCAGGGAGACAUUGGGUCAGUAGUGGAUGAACACUUCUCAAGAGCUUUGAGCCAAGCCAGCAGCUUCAACCCAGAAACUGCUCUUUCAAAAAGCAAGGCAGGGCUAAGCCCCCUGUGGAGAGAGAGCUCAACAAUUUCAAGCCAACGGAGCAGUUUUCCAGCUUCAUUUUGGACCAGCUCUUAUCAGCCUCCACCUCCGCCAUGCUUGAGUGGAGUCCAUCCUGACUUCCCAGUCACUGCACCAGGCACCUUCCCAACAGCAGACCCAAGCAGCUGGCCAGGACAUGGCCUUCAUCAGACUGCCCCACCUCCUCCCUCUACUGCAUCAGAAUCCUGGCAUUAUCCUUUAGCAUCUCAGGUUAGCCCUUCAUAUGCACACAUGCAUGAUGUGUACAUGCAUCACCAUCACCCCCAUCCACACAUGCAUCAUCACCAUCCUGGCUCUCAUCUUGACCCACGGUAUGGAUCCCUAUUGAUGCCUUCAGUACGUGCAGCCAGGAUUCCUGCUCCACAGUGUGACAUGACAAAGACAGAUCCUACUACUGUCACCAGUGCUACCUCAGCAUGGGCUGGAGCCUUUCACGGAACAGUGGACAUCGUGCCAAGCUUCGGGUUUGACACAGGUCUACAGCAUCAGGACAAGAGCAAAGAAUCUUCUUGGUUCUGAAGAUCAGAUGCAUCUGAGCACCAGCUAGUGUCCCCCACAGCUGGGAUGAUGAUAUUGAAACUGUUGACAGUUUCUGCACGGGGGCAGAGGACACACCGCUAAGGAGAAGAUGAAGAGCUAGUCAUUCUGGUUUUGCUAUUGAGCCUUUUCUUUGGCAGGCCACUUCUGGGUCCCAGAACAUAGAAGAAAAAAAACUUGUUUUUCUUUCUUUCCUCAUCUGAGCCUGCUGCAGCUGUGCAACUUAACUCCGUUUUGCUCCUCCUUUAACAGUGUUUUGUUUUGUUCAUUCUGGUGGGUUUUUUAAUGCACAGCCUUGAUUGUAGGGAAAAGACUGUGCCUUGACUACAGUGCUCAUCCUUUCAGGAAUAGAGUUUUUGUAGCUCUUUGUGUGUCUAUUUUUGUAGAAAUACAGAAAGUUUGGGUAAGAAUUGGUGGACUAUUUUAGGAUUCCGUAUUUUUUUUAAAAAAAUUGUAAAAUUGUUAAGUUCUGUUUAAAGAACUUGCUCUCAGAGAAGCACUGGCAAAAAAUGUAUA